Messenger RNA from Acanthosepion pharaonis, 1944 nucleotides. Lineage: Eukaryota; Metazoa; Mollusca; Cephalopoda; Sepiida; Sepiidae. The record is from the annotation of a GenBank genome assembly.
AUGCACUGCCAUUAUAACUGUUUUUAUCUCUCUUACUUCUGCUACCCAGACUCAUAUUACAUUAAUUGCUUAAUUUCCUUUUCUCACAGUGUGGUGGAAUUGGUGUUUCUUUUUCUUCUGCUCUUGCUCGCUCGCAUUCUCUCUCUCUUGUUCGCUCUCUCGCUCGCUCGCAUUCUCUCUCUCUCUCUCUUGCUCGCUCGCAUUCUCUCUCUCUCUCUCGCUCGCAUUCUCUCUCUCUCUCUCUCUUGCUCGCUCGCAUUCUCUCUCUCUCUCUCUCUUGCUCGCUCGCAUUUCUCUCUCUCUCUCUCUCUUGCUCCUUCGCAUUCUCUCUCUCUCUCUCUUGCUCCUCCAUUCUCUCUCUCUCUCUCUCUUGCUGCUCGCAUUCUCUCUCUCUCUCUCUCUCUUGCUUCGCAUUCUCUCUCUCUCUCUUGCUCGCAUUCGCAUUCUCUCUCUCUCUCUUGCUACUUCCGCAUUCUCUCUCUCUCUCUCUUCUUGCAUUCUCUCUCUCUUCGCAUUCUCUCUCUCUCUCAUUCUCUCUCUCUCUCUCUCUUCGCAUUCUCUCUCUCUCCUUUCGCAUUCUCUCUCUCUCUCUCUCUUUCUCAUUCUCUCUCUCUCUCUCUCGCAUUCUCUCUCUCUCUAGCUUUCGCAUUCUCUCUCUCUCCCCUGCAUUCUCUCUCUCUUUCGCAUUCUCUCUCUCUCUCGCAUUCUCAUUCUCUCUCUCUGCAUUCAUUCUCUCUCUCUCGCUCGCAUUCUCUCUCUCUGCAUUCUCUUCUAUUUCUCAUUCUCUCUCUCCUUCGCAUUCUCUCUCUCCCUCGCAUCUCUCUCUCUCUCUCUCCCUCGCAUCUCUCUCUCUCUCUCUCAUCUGUCAUCUCUCUCUCUCUCUCCCUCGCAUUCUCUCUCUCUCUCUCUCCCCUCGCAUCUGUCUCUCUCUCGCAUCUCUCAUUCUCAUUCUCUCUCCCUCGCAUCUGUCAUUCUCUCUCUCCCCUCGCAUCUGUCAUUCUCUCUCUCUCUCGCAUCUGUCAUUCUCUCUCUCUAUCUCCCCUUCUCAUUCUCUCUCUCUUUCGUUCAUUCUCUCUCUAUCCCUUCUCAUUCGUAUUCUCUCUCUCUCUUCGCAUUCUCUCUCUCAUUCUCUCCUUUCAUAUUUCUCUCUCUCCCUUAUUUGUCAUUCUCUCUCUCUCUUACUUUCUCAUUAUUCUCUCUCUCUCUCUCCUUUCUCUCUCUCUAUUUCUUUCAUUCCCCUUCUCUCUCUCUCAAUCUUCCUUUCAUAUUCUCUCUCUCUUUCAUUUCUCUCUCUCGUCUUUCUCUCUCUCUGUUUCUCGCAUUCUCUCUGUUUCUCUUUCUCUCUCUCUCUCUCUCAUUUCUCUCUCAUUCUCUCUCCCCUUUCUCUCCAUUCUCUCUCUCUCUCUAGUUUUAUUUAUUCUCUCUCUCUCUCUAGUUCUCUUUCUCGUUCUCCUAUUUCUCUUUCUCUCUCUCAUUGUUUGCUUCUUCUCUCUCUCUCUCUCUCUUCGUUCCUUCAUUCUCUCUCUCUCUCUUUCUCUUUUAUCUUAUUCUCUCUCUUAUUUCUCUUCAUUCUCUCUCUCUCUUCCUUAUGCCUUAUCUCUCUCUUCCUGGAUUCUCUCUCCUUCUUUUCUUUUUUCUCUUCUUUCUCUCUCUCUCUUUUUCUCUCUUUCUUUUAACUUCUUUUCUUUAAGGAAAAUUCUCUCUCUUUCCUUUUAUUCUCUCUCCUUUUCAUUCUCUCUCUCUUUUCUUUUUCUCUCUCUUCUUUCCUUUCUCUUCCUUCUUUCUCUUUCUCUCUCUCUCUUUCUUCUCUCUCUUCUCUCUCUCUUUUCGCAUUCUCUCUCUCUCUCUCUUUGUCCAUUUCUCUCUCUCUCUCUUCUAUUCGCAUUCUCUCUCUCUCUGAUCUUUUUUCAUUCUCUCUCUCUCUCUUUUUCGGAUUCUCUCUGA